Striga asiatica is the source of this 1333-nucleotide messenger RNA. NCBI's taxonomy places the organism in Eukaryota, Viridiplantae, Streptophyta, Magnoliopsida, Lamiales, Orobanchaceae. The record is from the annotation of a GenBank genome assembly.
AUAAAAUAAAAGAAAGCGACUGAAAAACUGACAGACAACCCAAUCGUCAAACACCACCGAAUCCUCUCUCUCCCAUCUCCCUUUUCUUUAUCUAAUCUGAGAAUCAUUUAAUCGCCGCCUGUUUUUCUUAAUAUCCGGCGAUCUCUUCCUCUCAGCCGCGCCGAAUUAUUUCUCGCCGCUCCUCUUCACAGAUCCUUUCAUCAAUGGAGUCUUGAUCAGGGUGACAGGGGUUCUCUUCCCUUUACAUGCCAUAAGCAAGCUUUUGGAUCAUAUGAAGUGGUUUCUGGGUUCGUUUUGUAGUUGUGAUUCAAAGCUAGAAUCGUGUGGUGAACCCUGGAGAAUUAAAUUCUUUUCCAAGUAGCUUUCUAGGCAUUGUGUUGCGUCUUGGCUUUUCGCAGUAGUAGAGUUUACAAAUGGCAGAAGGAGACGAGCAGCUUGAACUUAAAUUCAGAAUUUUUGAUGGGACGGACAUAGGUCAUGGGUCAUACUCUUCAUCAACUACAAUUGCUAAUCUUAAGCAACGGCUUCUUUCUGAGUGGCCUCAAGAUAAAUCCGUUGUACCAAAGUCUGUUAGCGAUAUGAAAUUAAUCCAUGCUGGAAAGGUUUUGGAUAACGGGAAGACACUAGCCGAGUCUCGAGCGAAUGUGGGUGACCUCCCAAGCGGGGUUAUCACAAUGCAUGUUGUUGUUCAGCCUGCAGUUGUCAAGAAAAAGACAGGUAAGAACCAGACGGAUAAAGAAAAACAGGGCCCGUGUUCGUGCACUAUCCUUUAGAGAAACUAUCAUGUCAUGUCAGCAAGGCCAACUUCUAGUCGGAAAAGAAAAGGUAAAAAAGUAAACAAAAUAGAAAAGAAGGUGUUGUGUAGCAUUGGUGAUGACGCUUGAAGAAAGGUAAUGAAACAACGUUGAGAACUUGGAACCUAGACUUUCAUACAUGUAAUCUAUAUUUUCUUCGGCAUCUUUGUGAUAGUUUUUACACUUUGGAUUGGGACGUGGUUUUGUUUUCUGCACUGAGCUUCAGUCAGUUUGAUAACUGAAGUUGAGAUGAAAGAUUUAGUGUUGAAAAUUGAUGAAAAUGUAUAUCGUGAAAUACAAUAUAUGCUAUUUUCGUACAAAUGAAGUAUGAGACGAGGUUAUUAUAUAUUUAUCUUCGAUUGUUAGUUGGAAGUGUUCUGUCAAUUGUUUUCUAUUUUGAAACUCCAGCCUCGUUCGCUUAUUCUCGGGAGGAGGUACUUCAUGUCUUGGAAAUAUACAUGUCUUGGAAAUAUACUUUCGGUGUUUAAUUUUGUAAAUUGAUUGAGUCUUGUGCUUUUGAGUUGACAUUCUUGUCCCUA